Camelus dromedarius (Arabian camel) is the source of this 2584-nucleotide messenger RNA. It is a transcript of the gene OTOP1, whose product is annotated as otopetrin 1. The record is from RefSeq and is a predicted model, not a curated record. The transcript is spliced from 6 exons. Gene Ontology annotation, biological process: proton transmembrane transport; inner ear morphogenesis. The coding region runs from base 331 to 2169 and encodes 612 amino acids. Gene Ontology annotation, molecular function: proton channel activity. NCBI's taxonomy places the organism in Eukaryota, Metazoa, Chordata, Mammalia, Artiodactyla, Camelidae. Gene Ontology annotation, cellular component: membrane.
GGGGCGGGGAGAGGCCCGCGUGGGUCUAGAGUGGGCGGGAGGGCUGUCCCGGACUUUGCGGAGUGAGGGGAAGUGGGCAGUGCGCACUGGGGAGCGCGAAGAAGCCGAGGCCAGCCCGGGUUAGCCCAGGUCAGCGGGGUGGGGGCGGUGGUAAGUCGAUCGGGCGGGUACCUUGACCGAGGGCAGAGGGGCAGAAGGCGGGAGACUAGGCGUCCGAGGGUGAUCAGGACAAGGCAGAGGGCGUCGGGGCUAGGGCAGGGGACAGGAGCAGCAGGUGGGGCCCAGGUCGCAGCCACCCCGGGGACUAGACGCAGUGAGGGUCGCUCAAGGAUGCACGAGGGCCAGGGGCCGCCUGCAUCUCCCCAGGCCGCUCAGGGCGGCCCCGACAGGGUGACGUCGGGGCCCACGGCCUGUCUGCCGCCCCAGCUCCUGGCCUCGGGGUCCCCGACGUCCCCGGCGUCCCCCGCCCCUCGGCGGGGCGCUGUCCGCGCCAGUUUCCCGCAGAAGCUGGCGGAGGCGCUGAGCAGCCAGUACGGGCUGAACGUGUUCGUGGCGGGGCUGCUGUUCCUGCUGGCCUGGGCCGUGCACGCCUCGGGCGUGGGCAAGAGCGACCUGCUGUGCUUCCUCAGCGCGCUCAUGCUGCUGCAGCUGCUCUGGAUGCUGUGGUACGUGGGCCGCAGCUCCGCGCACCGCCGCCUCAUCCGCCCCAAGGACACGCACGCCGGCGCGCGCUGGCUCCGCGGUAGCAUCACAUUGUUUGCAGCCAUUACCAUCAUCCUGGGAUGCCUUAAAAUUGGGUACUUCGUUGGAUUUUCUGAAUGUUUAUCAGCCACUGAAGGAGUUUUCCCUGUCACACAUGCAGUCCACACUCUGUUGCAGGUGUAUUUUCUCUGGGGGCAUGCAAAGGAUAUCAUCCAAUCUUUCAAAACACUGGAAAGGUUUGGGGUGAUCCACUCGGUGUUCACCAACCUGCUUCUGUGGGCCAACAGCGUCCUGAAUGAGUCAAAGCACCAACUCAACGAGCACAAGGAACGGCUCAUCACCCUGGGCUUCGGGAACAUAACCAUAGUCUUAGAUGACCACACGCCUCCGUGUAACUGCACGCCCCCGGCGCUCUGCUCUGCCAUCUCGCAGGGGAUCUACUACCUCUACCCUUUCAACAUAGAGUACCAGAUCCUGGCCUCCACAAUGCUCUACGUCCUGUGGAAGAACGUCGGGCGCAAAGUGGACAGUCACCAGCACCAGGAGAUGCGGUUCCGGUUUCACGGGGUCACGCCAGGCUCGGCCCUGGGCCUGACGGCGCUGGCCACCACGAUUGGGGUGGUGGUGGUGUAUCUGAUUCGGAUCGGGCGCUCCAAAACCAAGAGCGAGUCGGCCCUCAUCAUGUUCUACCUCUACGCCAUCGUCUUGCUGAUGCUCAUGGCAGCGGCAGGGCUGGUUGGGAUCUGGAUCUAUAGGGUAGAUGAGCAGUCCCUGGAUGAGUCCAAAAACCCAGCCCGCAAACUGGACGCAGACCUGCUGGUGGGCACUGCCUCCGGCUCCUGGCUCAUCUCCUGGGGCUCCAUCUUGGCCAUCCUCUGUGCCGAGUCCCGCCCCCCGUACACCUGGUACAACCUGCCCUACUCCAUCCUGGUGGUGCUCGAGAAGUACAUCCAGAACCUCUUCAUCAUCGAGUCCGUCCACCGAGAGCCCGAGAAGCUCUCCGAGGACAUCAGAACCCUGCGGGUGGUCACGGUCUGCAACGGCGAUACCACGCCCUUUGCUUCUUCCUGCCCCAAGAGCGGACCUGCGGCUGGGGCCGGGGCUCCCCAGGGCAGCAAGCUGCCACCUGUGGCCAAUGGAAAUAUGUGUCUGAGCGAGGUUGGCAGCAAAGAGGAAGAGGAGAGAAGCUGCGAAGGGGUCCCGGCCCCGGCCCUCUGUCCCCAUUUCCUGCAGGGCAACGCCCAGAGAAGAGUCUUAAGGAAUAUUGCGGCCUUUCUGUUCCUCUGCAAUAUUUCGCUCUGGAUCCCACCCGCCUUCGGCUGCCGCCCUGAGUAUGACAACGGAUUGGAGGAAAUUGUCUUUGGCUUUGAACCCUGGAUAAUUGUGGUCAACCUGGCCAUACCCUUUUCUAUUUUCUACCGGAUGCACGCAGCUGCCUCCCUCUUUGAGGUCUAUUGUAAGAUAUAAUCUGUGUCCACAUCAAAGACGGAGCAGGGAGCUCACGAGAGAAUUCAGUGGAGCCACCUGGGAACCGGGAGGUCAGGCAAAUACUGCCAUACAAAGGCGAGAAGGGCUGCCUUUUGUCUGUGACAAUUGUUUUUCCCAUGAGCUGGAGUGGCCCAUCACCCCGGGUGGAUGUAAACACUUCAGAUUAAAAUCAGUGAGGUGGCUGAAGUCUGUCCUUGGUUAGUUAGUUCUAAUCAAACCCAAAUUACUUUCUCUCCUAAGUGAGAUCUUCUCUUUUAGAAGCAUGUGAUCCUAGAUUGGGAAAAAAAAACAUAUCCAGUUUAUUUUUCAUAAACAUCAUUUUCUCGUCUCAUGUUAUGAUAUUCAACCCUUUCCUGACCAUCUGCAUUGUAUAAUCACCCUUACAUUUUAUCCU